Messenger RNA from Pseudonaja textilis, 1279 nucleotides. Lineage: Eukaryota; Metazoa; Chordata; Lepidosauria; Squamata; Elapidae. The record is from RefSeq and is a predicted model, not a curated record.
UGUUUGUACUGCUGAACUGAACACGUCCCUUUUCCAAUGAUUAUUUUUGGCUCAUAAGGGAAGAGAAAACAGUUUAGAAGAUAGCAGAAAAAGUCAACAAGAUGCCCAGUGAAAGAGUUCAGAGUAACUUUGGGCCAGAUGCCCAAAUUUCUGGGGAAAGCAAAAACAAGGGGCAGAGCUCUCCUUGCAACUCCUUACAUAGAGCUGUGGCUACGGCUGUGACCUUCGAGGGAGAAGCAAGCACUGAAAAAGGGAAAAAGAGGAAGAAAGAGUCCAGGCCAGAAUCAAUCAUCGUUUAUAGGUCAGGGACGGAAAACAAGGUGGAAGAAGAACAAGCAGAGGAGGAUGGGGGUGAGAAAAGUUCCAAGGAAGGCUCCACAUUUUUGGGACACACUCUAGGAGAUGGUUCAUGGGCUAUGCCUUUAGAUAGCAGGUAUGUUACUUUAACUGGAACCAUCACAAGAGGAAAGAAGAAAGGACAGAUGGUAGACAUCCAUGUCACACUCACCGACAAAGAGCUACAAGAACUGGCUCGGUCAAAGGAGCUUCCAAAAACCGAAAUGCCUGAAAGGAAGAAGGCUUGUGAAGUCGGGAUGGAUAAAGGCCCCCACAUUCUUCUCUGGAGCCUUGCCUGCCUGCCUAUUAUCUUCAUUAUGUCCUUUAUUGUUUCCUUUUACUAUGGGACCAUUACUUGGUACAAUGUCUUCUUGGUGUACAAUGAAGAGAGGACCUUUUGGCACAAGAUCACUUUCUGCCCAUUUCUAAUUAUCUUCUAUCCUAUCUUCAUCAUGGUGGUUUCUUUCUCUCUGGGCGUUUACACAGCAAUAACUCAAGUCUCCUGGGCCUUUGGAGAUUGGUGGCAUGCGGUGAGGGAUAUGGAGAAAGGAUUUUGUGGCUGGCUUUGCAGCAAAGUGGGCCUGGAAGAUUGUUCUCCAUAUAGCAUUGUGGAGUUGCUAGAUUCAGAUAAUGUCUCAGGGAGUCUGUCAGCCAAAGGUUCAACACAGGGUGAAGAGGUUUCGUCUGUCUGAGUCUUUGCUUAGGAUAUUAUGAAUAUACAUAAACUGAUUGUUUGAAGUAUACACAAAAACUCUGAUCCCAACUGGAGUGUUUAGAAAUAAGACCACACAUUGGUCAUUUCUGCAUGAAAUAUGAAUAUUUCAACAUGAAAUAUUUGUUUCAAUUUCUGUGGGAAAUGAUCUUUCUUUUUUUUAGAAAGCAGGCAUGUCCUGUUGAAAGAUUCUAGCCCAGCUGCAUUUUCUAUGCCUUGCUAAUAUUUAAC